Messenger RNA from Stomoxys calcitrans (stable fly), 1607 nucleotides. RefSeq names its product RNA-binding protein NOB1. Gene Ontology annotation, biological process: ribosomal small subunit biogenesis; maturation of SSU-rRNA. The transcript has 2 exons. The record is from RefSeq and is a predicted model, not a curated record. Gene Ontology annotation, molecular function: RNA endonuclease activity. Gene Ontology annotation, cellular component: preribosome, small subunit precursor. NCBI's taxonomy places the organism in Eukaryota, Metazoa, Arthropoda, Insecta, Diptera, Muscidae. Bases 83 to 1504 code for a protein of 473 amino acids.
GUCUGCGGUUGAUUGGAUUUCGUAAUCGAUUAGUCGAUUUUUUAGCUACUAAAGUCGCACCUACACACGUGGAGGAGUUUACAUGAGCAAAAUGACGGAAAACACCAAAAAAAUUAAAUAUUUAAUUGCUGAUACGACAGCAUUUAUAAAUGCUGUGCAGUUGAACGAUUAUGCCGAGAACAUACUAACUGUCCCGGAUGUUGUGAACGAAGUAAGAAACAAGAGGCAAAUUCGACGUUUAUGUGUUUUGCCCUAUGAUUUACAGGUGCGGGAACCCCGCGCGGAUGUGGUAAAGCAUUGCGUUGAAUUCGCCAAGAAGACUGGCGAUUAUGCAUCUUUGUCUGGGAUUGACAUCAAAGUAAUCGCAUUGACCUAUGAGUUGGAAGCUGAUACUGUGGGUACAGAACAUCUGAGAAAAGAGCCGGUGAUGGGACAGGUCAUAGCAUCAAAGGAUAAACCAGAAGAACUUCAAGAUGCAACAAAACUGCCUGGGUGGUAUAAUAGCGAAGGUUUCUCCGAAUCAGAAGAAGAGAAGGAAGACAGCACAGAUGAUACCGAAGCAAAUAAUUCGCAAGCCCCUAAUGAUUCUGAUGAUAAAGACUACAGUGUGGAUAAAGUUAAGGAGGCCAUUGAAAACCAGAUAGAAAAUCCAGAAGACAAACACGACAUACCCGAAGUAACGCCAGAAGAACUGGAAGAACUUUUCGAAAAGUUAAAAUGUGAAUCUGUAGAAGAUGAUGUUGAUUGUGAUUUGCUAGUGGCCGCAUCAACACAAUCUGACGAUGGCGAUUCAAGUAGUGAAGAUUGCAAUGAACGAGAAGAUAUUGAACAAGAGUCAACGCUGAAAAACAUCAUCCAGGACGAUGACAAUGAUGGCACUUGGAUUACUCCCACUAAUAUAAAAAAAGUUAAAAAAUCGAUGGAAGGUAAAACUGAAGCAGACUUUAUACCUGUUGUAGCCUGUAUGUCAACAGACUUUACUGUGCAAAACACCUUGAAACAGAUGAAUCUAAAUCUAUGUGCCCUAAAUGGGCGUGUAAUAAAACAUUUGCGCACCUACAUUCUAAGAUGCUACGCAUGCUUCAAGACCACUUCUAUUAUGACCAAAGUGUUCUGUCCAAAUUGUGGCAAUAAGACUCUUAAGCGUGUGGCCGUAAGUUUGGACGAAAAUGGCAAGCAAGUUAUUCAUAUAAAUACGCGACGCCCAUUAACCAAAAAAUAUAAGAACCAAAGUAUUCCUCGUUUUCGUGGCGGUAAGCAUUCCCGUAAUCCCAUUCUAUUUGAAGAUCAGCCUAUUCCGCGGCAAAUGCCUUCUCGAGUAGCCAAAACGAAAACAAACGCGCUGGAAGAAGACUAUAUAGCAGGUUUCUCCCCAUUUGCAAUGCGUGAUGUUGACUCCAAGUCUGCAUUGCUUCGAUCCAAGGGUCAUGUUAAGGAAUGGGCACGUAACAACACAUAUGAGGAGGACAGACGUCGUAAACAUUACAACCGAUUGUAUAAGUAAAUCACAGAUUAUAUUAAUUCCUCGCGUUAUUUUAUGAAAUUUUUAUUACAAACUUGUAAAUAUAUAUAUAAAUAAUAUAUAGAUAGCAAUAAUUUAAUUUGAA